AGGUAGCAGUUACAGACACGCACGAGCGGAAGUAGUGACUCCGCCUCCUCGUCCGGAACAGUGUCAAUACCGGGAGCUUAAACCAUUCAUAUUCAAAGGCGGUCAGUCGACACGGUGCGAACUGUAUUUUUACAAUUCAGAGUCCCAGUAGCUGCCGACGUUUUCCUCCGGUGACUCCAUUUCUCUCCUUGUCCGAGCGGACAGUUUUCACGUUGCAAGUGCAUCAUCUGGAAACAGCCAGCCAGCCAGCCAGCCAGCCAGCCAAUCCGAUAGAAGCCUCUACGAAUUCUUAUUCGCAAAGAAUAUUUAACGGCGACGAGAAAAAGCUGCGUCUCUGAACUGAACGAUUGAGAGAUUGUGUGGCCCUCGAGAGAGUGAUGUGGAGUGUCGAAGCAGUCUGCAAGGAUACAAUUUAAGAUGAAAUGCACCACAGCGAUUAUCCUCGUUGCUAUUGGACUCUGCUUCGAAGCUUCCUGGCAAUUGCCCAGUAAAUGUCAAAUAAAACAAUUGGCCAACGGGAAGGUUCGCGGGAGGUCACGAGGGAGGAUCGUGCGGUUCAUUUGCAACGAGGGAUUCAGACUUGUCGGCAACAGAUAUUCCACGUGUAUUCGCGGGAGAUGGGACACGCCGGCUCCCGUUUGCGUCAAUUCCGAGUGUCCGACGCUUCCCCUGCCGGAGCACGCGCUGCUCGCGCCCAAGUUCAAUGGCGCAGUGAUGACGUACUUUUGCGAGCCGGGCUACCAACUGAUCGGCACUUCGGAAAUUUAUUGCGACGGUCGCAACUGGAACGACACAGCCCCCCAUUGCAGAGACUCGACCGCCACGGCGCCGACCAGCUGCGAUUUCGAAAAACCGGAUCUCUGCUGGUGGGAAGAGGAUCCGACGCAUGACUUCGAUUGGAUCAGGCACAAUUUUCAGACCCCGAGUUGGCACAUAGGAACGGGACCUUCGCACGACCAUACUUUGGGAGCCGGAUACGAUGGAUACUACUUGUACGUCGAAGCGUCCGGCCGUCUCGAGAACGAAACAGCGAGGAUCUUUUCUCCACUGUACAAUGCGUCACUCACCCAGAGCGGAUGCUUCUCCUUCUGGUACCACAUGUACGGCAAGACCAUCGGAGCUCUUCAAGUCUACUUCAAACCGGAAACGUCGACCCUUCCUCAGAUGAUGUUCCGGAGACAGGGAAAUCAGGGGAAUCAGUGGCACCAUGGCCUCUUCAAUCUUCCCGCGAGCACCGUUAGCUUUCAAAUAAUAAUAGAAGGCAUCAGAGGCUCGAGUUACGUGAGCGACAUAGCAAUCGAUGACGUGGCGAUUUUACAUGGCGAUCAGUGCAUCAUCAAGAAUGAGACAUCGAGCGACACGACCGACGCGACCGCGAGCGACGAUCAGAUUGAGAUCGUCAAUGCUAUGCAAUCCUGUCGAGGAAGGUGCUUCGGUUCGAAUGCGUCCAGCGUGGUCCAGCCGAUGUCGAUGGAUCUGUGUCAGUGCACUGUCGACUGCGCGGAGAAUUCCCUCUGCUGUCCAGACUACGCAGAAUAUUGCGUUCUAGAAAAUUCAACAGACACCGACGGGACUACGGAACCGAUUCCGAGAACAGCAACAAUGGCGGGCAGCACUACGAAACGAAAGGAAUCGCCUGUCAGCGAGAAGCCGAUCAUCCCUACGAAGGAUCCCACCAAGAAUAUUAUUCCAAUAAUUCCCAAGGACGACAUCGACCCAGAAGACACUCCAAAUCCAUCUGAGAAACCAAAACCCGUAACUGAGAAAUCAAUAAUCACCUCGAGCACAAGAAAGUCCUUCGUGGUUUCCACAACGUCACGAAUAAUUACGUCAAAAAUCAUUAAUACUACAACGAGUCGUUCCAUAACGACACUCGACGACAAUAAGCCGGAAUAUCAGACUGACUCGCACGUGCACAUCGAGAUCGCGGAGCCGCUGCACGACGAGCCGUCGCCAUUGAGCCUCGCAGGAGUCGUCGGUAUCGUUAUCGGCACGCUGGCGGGACUCGCGAUAACCACUGUGAUAGCGCUGGUGAUCCUUCGCAAGAGAAAAAGCUACAAGAGAGGCGCCCAAGAUUCCGGACUGUCGGAGGACAGUGACGUCAGGUUUCUCACUUCCGACGAGGUUCUCGAUUUUACUCUGGCCAAGCCCAGCGAUUACGAGGAACUUUGACGAGUGUCGUUCUGACUCUGCACCAGUGAGUUUCGAAUUCUACAGUGGGACCGUCCAGUGCUGGAUUUUAGGCUGAGAUUUUCAGAAUCUCAAUGGAAUCGGAAGACGCUGAUGGAUUCCACGGAGCCAGGAAGAUCGACAUCGUACACGAUUUACAUGCACUCUACAGAUAUUUAGCCAAUGUACAGAUAGUCUAUGAGGUUCAGUCGUUGAGGUACUUUUAGAAAAGAAUACCUCAAUUGAUUCAUAUCAAGAUUAUGCGAAGCACGAAUGCUUAUCUGAUAAUUUAUACGAUCUUUCAAUAGUUUAUGGAAUCUUUCGUGCCCCCGGUUUAACGAUUAGUCAUUCAUAUUGGACAAACCUCCGUCUUCGUUAAGAAAAGCUCAUACGAAUUUGUAUACUCAAGUCCAUGAAGAAUAAUAGUUUUUACAACUCACCUACAUUUGCCAAUUUUAUGCAUACGGGGUAAGUGGUGGUCCCUCUGUUGCGAACGGACAGGCUGAGAUCGUUAAUAAAUUCUAUAAUAGUGUAACACA
This is a messenger RNA of Cephus cinctus (wheat stem sawfly), 2708 nucleotides long. Its product is annotated as MAM and LDL-receptor class A domain-containing protein 1. The record is from RefSeq and is a predicted model, not a curated record. Lineage: Eukaryota; Metazoa; Arthropoda; Insecta; Hymenoptera; Cephidae. The transcript is spliced from 10 exons. Gene Ontology annotation, cellular component: membrane. The coding region runs from base 418 to 2172 and encodes 584 amino acids.